Messenger RNA from Telopea speciosissima, 1744 nucleotides. Its product is annotated as phosphoglycerate kinase, chloroplastic-like. The coding region runs from base 114 to 1583 and encodes 489 amino acids. Gene Ontology annotation, molecular function: ATP binding; ADP binding; phosphoglycerate kinase activity. The transcript has 6 exons. Gene Ontology annotation, biological process: glycolytic process; gluconeogenesis. The record is from RefSeq and is a predicted model, not a curated record. NCBI's taxonomy places the organism in Eukaryota, Viridiplantae, Streptophyta, Magnoliopsida, Proteales, Proteaceae. Gene Ontology annotation, cellular component: cytosol.
AAAGAGCAAAACAGAGCAGAGAGUCAGAAAAAAUAAAAACCCGUAUUCUUCUCCCGUCAGUCUCUCGUCUGUACUCACUCGCUAGUCCCUCCUUGUGAUCUCUGACUCUAACAAUGGCUUCUGCAACAUCACCCACCUCACUGUCUCUCCUCCCCUCCUCUACUUCCUCCACCUCUCGCAGCCGCUCAUCACUCCAAGUUGCAGCAUCUCUGUCCUCUCCUCGCCUCCAGAGUCUCGGCCUCCGAGCCCCACUUCGCAGACUCGGAUUCUCUGGUGCCGCUGUGGAGCCUCUACUUGCCCUCCACGUUGCAGCCAAAAUUCGAGCUGUGGGAACCAAUGGGAAGGGCAUUAGAGGUGUUUUUUCGAUGGCAAAGAAGAGCGUUGGAGAUCUCUCGGCUGCCGAUUUGAAGGGGAAGAAGGUUUUCGUGAGGGCUGAUUUGAAUGUUCCUUUGGAUGAUAACCAAAACAUUACUGACGACACCAGAAUUCGGGCUGCUGUCCCUACAAUUAAGCAUUUGAUCGGAAAUGGGGCUAAGGUCAUUCUCUCCAGUCAUCUGGGAAGACCAAAGGGUGUAACCCCAAAAUACAGCUUGAGUCCUCUUGUGCCUAGGCUGUCUGAGCUCCUUGGUAUCAAAGUUGAGAAGGCGGAUGAUUGUAUCGGUCCAGAGGUUGAGAAGAUGGUGGCUGCACUUCCUGAAGGUAGUGUUCUUCUUCUUGAGAACGUGAGGUUCUACAAGGAGGAGGAGAAAAAUGAGCCUGAAUUCGCAAAGAAGCUUGCGUCACUUGCAGACCUCUAUGUGAAUGAUGCAUUCGGGACUGCUCACAGAGCUCAUGCAUCAACAGAGGGAGUUACCAAAUUCUUGAAGCCUUCUGUUGCUGGCUUCCUCUUGCAGAAGGAACUUGACUAUCUUGUUGGAGCAGUUUCAAACCCAAAAAGACCAUUUGCUGCCAUAGUUGGAGGUUCGAAGGUCUCGUCCAAAAUUGGGGUGAUUGAAUCACUACUGGAGAAAUGUGAUAUUCUCCUCCUUGGUGGAGGAAUGAUCUUUACUUUCUACAAGGCACAAGGUCUUUCAGUGGGUGCAUCUCUUGUGGAGGAAGACAAGCUAGACCUUGCAACAUCACUUCUCAAGAAGGCCAAGUCAAAGGGGGUUUCUCUUUUGUUACCUAGUGAUGUGGUUAUUGCAGACAAGUUCGCUCCUGAUGCAAACAGCAAGGUUGUUCCAGCAUCUGGCAUUCCUGAUGGUUGGAUGGGAUUGGAUAUUGGACCUGAGUCAGUUAAGACAUUCAAUGAAGCCUUGGAUACCACCAAGACCGUUAUCUGGAAUGGACCUAUGGGAGUAUUUGAGUUUGACAAGUUUGCUGUUGGAACAGUGGCAGUUGCAAAGAAGCUAGCAGAGCUUAGUGGAAGGGGAGUGACUACGAUCAUAGGAGGUGGAGAUUCUGUUGCAGCAGUUGAGAAAGUGGGAGUUGCAAAUGUGAUGAGCCACAUCUCAACAGGUGGUGGUGCCAGUUUGGAAUUGUUGGAAGGCAAAGAGCUUCCUGGAGUUCUUGCUCUUGAUGAAGCCACACCUGUUGCUGUCUGAGGCAAGUCUUAUUUGUUAUUGUUUCUCCAUUGACAUGUUUUUUUGUUUUGAUUUGUACUUUGUACAACAGAAGUGGAAUGUCAUAGGAAUGUAUGAACUAAUGUUGUAGAUUGUUCGGCAUUGCUUUUAAUAAAAGGUCUCUUUGAGCUUUUGUUUUUCCA